AUGGCUCCCCGCGGCGAGGCUAUUCAGACCAAGGUCCACUACAAGGGCAAGGAGGACGACUUCGUCAUCUUCGUCGACUCCGAGAAGGCCGUCCAGGACUGGAAGCAGGACAGCUCCGUUCCUCUGGCACAGGUCGUGAACGGCUGGAAGGUCUUCGUCACCCAUAAGCACGGAAACCAGGGCAUUCUCGACACCGCAUCCAACGCUGUUCUCGACAACGAGUUCGGUACGCACGCCGAUGAGGACGUCGUCAAGCAGAUUCUCGAGAAGGGCGAUAUCCAGUCUGUCGAGGAGAAGGGCCGCAGCGGCGACACCAACCUGUCCAAGGGCUCCCUCCAGGCACACGGCUACGGCGGCAACGUCGCGUAA
Messenger RNA from Lasiodiplodia theobromae, 369 nucleotides. RefSeq names its product Shwachman-bodian-diamond syndrome protein. Bases 1 to 369 code for a protein of 122 amino acids. The transcript is spliced from 3 exons. NCBI's taxonomy places the organism in Eukaryota, Fungi, Ascomycota, Dothideomycetes, Botryosphaeriales, Botryosphaeriaceae. The record is from RefSeq and is a predicted model, not a curated record.